This is a messenger RNA of Monodelphis domestica (gray short-tailed opossum), 5087 nucleotides long. RefSeq names its product ring finger and WD repeat domain 3 (gene RFWD3). The record is from RefSeq and is a predicted model, not a curated record. Lineage: Eukaryota; Metazoa; Chordata; Mammalia; Didelphimorphia; Didelphidae. Gene Ontology annotation, molecular function: ubiquitin-protein transferase activity; protein binding. Gene Ontology annotation, cellular component: nucleus. Gene Ontology annotation, biological process: interstrand cross-link repair; protein ubiquitination.
UCGAACUGACCGCUCCGACCAAUGGGUGGAGGGGAGAUGGGAUUGGCUGGAGGCUGGAGACCAGCGUCCAAUGCGAGGCGGCGGCGGCCGUGGUGGUGAUAGUGUUGUAGCAGCGACGGCGGCGGCAGAUGCGGCCCAGUGUCCGGGAGGCCCAGGCCUGAGCUAGUCUGGAAACCCAGGGGGAGAGAGGGCGCCCCGUGCGGCCCCAUCGCGGCCCGGGAUCCCAAAACGGUGACAGCAGCAAUGGCCCAAGAAGCAAUGGACGUUGACCUUCAGGUGGUAGAAGGAGAUCCUGCUAUGGAACACCAGGAGGCUGUCCCUGCUGAAGCAUUUGUUGGGCAGGUGGACCCCCCACUCCUCCCUGUUCCUCAGGUGCCUAUUGAAGUGACUGAAGAAGUUGUAUCCUCUGGCCUGGAGAAUGAGGAGAAUCUGGACCCUGGAGCCAUAGCAGCAGAAGAUACAAUAGGAGCCGAUGUGAAUCCCGGCCUCCCGGAGUCUGCCCUGAACUCAAUGAACAGCUUCAUUGACAGACUACAGCAGUUGCACGGGGUGCUGGGCCUCUUGAGGCAGCCUUCCCAGCAGAUCUCCCAAUCGGUGCGAACAAGGAGGAGGGCUGUCCGCCUUCAGAGGAGGAUAGGAGGGUCUCAGAGGACCUCGGACUACAGAUCAAGGGCACCCUUGGACGCCUACUUUCGGGUCAACAGGACACAACCCCUCCUACCAGCAGACCCACCUAACCCCACUGAUGACGACAACGACGAUGACGAUGACCCUGGCUCUGAAGAUAUCCAUGUGUCGAGUGGCUCCGAUACAGAGAGUAACACUUCCAGUGAAGAGGAGGAGGAGGUGGACAUCCAGGAUGAGGACCCAGACCCAGAUAUUGGUCUUGGAGUUUCUGGAGAGGAUUCUGCAGAGACUCUUCCAGAAGAUCCUUCAGCCCAGCAGGAAGCCACUCCUGCUUCUGAAGCAGAGGUCCCCCUCCAACAGUCUCCAGUGAAGCCUGAACCACUCCCUCCACCAGCCACAUCUACCACAGGUCCCUCAGAUGAAGAAGAAGGAGACACUUGCGCCAUCUGCUUUGAGCAGUGGACCAGUGCUGGAGACCACCGCCUCUCCGCACUGCGGUGUGGGCAUCUCUUUGGGUACAAGUGCAUCUCCAAGUGGCUCAGAGGACAAGCUGGGAAAUGUCCCCAGUGCAACAAGAAAGCCAAACGCUCAGACAUUGUGGUUCUCUAUGCCCGAACCCUAAAAGCCCUGGAUACCAGUGAACAGGAGCGCAUGAAAAGUUGCUUACUCAAAGAGCAAAUGCUGAGGAAGGAGGCCGAGUUAGAAUCAGCCCAGUGCCGACUCCAGCUGCAGGUACUUUCUGAUGAAUGUAACAAGCUUCGAAAUCAUGUCCAGGAGCUGAAGGUUCUUGUGGCUCAACAUGGGUCAGGUUCUGUUCAGCCUGGCAUCUCACAGGCUUGUUUACAGAACUGUCUGCCUCUCAGCCAGAACCAGCACAAGUACCAGUUUCAGAAGGCCUUCACAGUAUCACAAGAAGGGAAGUGCCGCAUCAUGGCGUACUGCGAUGCCCUAAGCUGUCUGGUAGUGUCCCAGCCUUCUCCUCAGGCCACCUUCCUUCCUGGUUUUGGUGUGAAGAUGAUCAGUAUGGCAGACAUGAAAAGCAGUCAGUACAUUCCAAUGCACAGCCGAGAGAUCCGGGGGCUGGCAUUCAGCAGCAGGCAGAAUAGCUGGCUCUUGUCAGCUGCACUAGAUAAUACAGUCAAGCUAACGAGCCUGGAGACUAAUACAGUGGUCCAGACAUACCACACUGGACGUGCAGUCUGGAGCUGCUGCUGGUGCCUUGAUGAUGAAAAUUAUAUCUACGCUGGACUAGUCAAUGGCUCCAUUCUGGUGUAUGACUUGAGAGACACGAGCUCCCAUGUCCAGGAGUUAACCCCCCAGAAAUCCAGGUGUCCUUUGGUUUCACUCUCCUACUUACCCCAGAUGGCUUCAGCGGCAUUUCCUGCUGGCGGGAUAUUGGCCGGAAGCUUAGAAGGUGCCUGCUUUUGGAGACAGAGUAGCAGUAACUGCUUUGACCCUCACUGCCUUCCUCUGGAGUCCGGAGGCUGCACUGACCUUCAGGCAGAGACCCAUAGCGGGCAUUGCCUUGUCACCUACCGGCCCAAUAAAAACCAGGCAUCCGUGCACAGUGUGUUGCUGGAACUGACCUGCAGUUUGAACGAAGCUACUGAGCCAGUCUAUUCAUGUCGACCCAUUCAGACAUUCCUCGCUGGAACCACUUGCAAACUCCUGACCAAAAAUGCUAUAUUCCAGAGCCCAGAGGAGAAUGGUAGCAUCCUGGUGUGUGCUAGUGAUGAAUCUUCAAAUUCUGCCAUGAUCUGGGAUGCAGGAAGUGGCAGUCUCCUCCAGAAGCUCCAGGCAGACCAGCCUGUGCUGGCUAUCUGCCCCUUCGAAUUCAACCAGAAUAGCUACCUGGCUACCUUGACAGAGAAGGCUGUCAAGAUUCAUAAAUGGGAAUGAUGAGGUCAGACAUCCAGUGCACUGUGGACUUCCUUUGGCAGUUCCAUGGUUGGUCGCAGGCUCUUUUUGACUAGAGUAUUUGGACUUUAAAAGCUGAGCUUCGGCCAGCGAAGGAAGUGGCCAGGAGGCCUUUCAUGUACUUUUCCUCUGUGAGGCAUCAUUUGUUUUCACUCUUUGGUCCCCUCUCAAUUGGCUGGAUCUGGAGGGCCGCAGAGUACAAGAUUAUCUUGGAAUUUUUCUCAUCCUCCCUGGGGUUCAUAUGAACUGCAUUACAGAAGUCCUGUUUGAUGGUUCCAUUCUAACUGGCACAGAGGAUUGUUUCUCUGAUCAGCCACAAGAGAAUUCUAGGGAAAAGAAAGAAAUUGGGAUUAUUAUUGACUAAGUAACUUGAUGACGGGGAUCCUGUGAGAAAGAGAACAUCUGCUCUGUGGCUUCCCUCCUCUAGCUGGCUCUGUGUAGAGUCCCUUGAGAAAGCUGUCUAGGCCUGAGUGACAUGUCAGUUGAGGGGAAGAGGGGAAAUCUUAAUUCCCCAGAUUUCUUGGGAUCUCAGGAUAAAUUUGUCUUAGCACCUGAAGGCUUAAUCUUCCUUCCUCUUCCUUGAAAAAAUGUUGGAAAAAUAGUAGAAAUUAUGUCAAGGCUAAUUCUUUUCUCUCCAUGAAUAAGAGCCUAGAAAGAAAUAGCAAACUAUCUAGGAUUGCAAAGGAAGGGGAACUUUAACUGAUAAAAAACAGGAAAUAUACCACAGGUGGGCAGAAGGUCUCUUCAAGCUAGUGGUUAUCAGAAAAAUCCCAAUACUAUAUUGCUGUUAUUUAUCUAUAUACCUGGGGUUGGAGCACUAUGCUGCUGCUUGGAAUACUGUGGAGCAUGGAAAUUCGAUAAUGUCCUUCAUCCCAAACUAAAGCUAGAUCCUAACACACAUACUCCCUAAGCCCUCCCCAUCCCCAUACACAAGCUUGUUUCUCCAGUAGAAUGACAGCCCCUAGGGAAGACUGGUUAUGGGUGGCAAACUCUUGAUCAAUGUCACCAUACCACAAAGGCUCAUUCCAUUUCCAGCGUGGGCCACCUUUUUUUCCUCCAGUCAUUCGGUUUUGAUUUGUCUGUCCCUUUAAUGGAUGAUUCCUGUAGCCUAAACUGAUAACCAGUGAACCAAUCAGAAAAGCAUCUGGGUGCAAGCCUGUGGUGUGGAAUGCCAAUAUUAUUCCAUAUUCUCAGAGGUUAGAGACUUAAAGUAAUUGGAGUAAAGCUAAAACAGUGAAGCUCCCAAAUUCCUGAAUAUCCAUCAGUGGUCACUCCAUUAGCUAGGAGUGGCUGUAGUCUUGCCCAAGUGUCCCAAGACUUGUUUCGGCUUUUGGUAGUUUACAGUGGUCACUAAAUUAAAUGACCCACUCACCCUUCAAAUUAGUCCCCUUCCCUCCUCGGAGAUAGUUUUUAAUCAGCUUCCCAACCUGUGAGAAAGAGAAGAGCCCCUUUUAUCAGCCAAAGAACGUUAGUUUGCUCUAUUUUGAUUAUUGGGAAGUGUUGCCUAAUUUUGGACCUGGGGCCCAGAUGGCAGCACAAAACUGGAGUUAACACCCACUCGCUUGGGUCUUUCAGCAGAAGUGAUGAAGGCAGGCACUGGGAACAGACUCUGUCUUCAGAGAAGCCCUAAUUGUGGACCAGGAGUAAGGUUGGAUCCUGUGGCCUGGUAAUCCCAGACUUAGUCACCAACAGCUCAGGUACAUUAUGGUUACAUCAGCCAGUGAUGAGUUUCUCACUCAGGAUCCCCCCAAGGACAAGAGGAGGAAGUGACGGGGUGGGUGACGAUAUUUUGCCAGUCCUUGCUUACUCUCUUUACUACAGUGAAUGCAGGCUUUUUGCUGGCAAGUAUUACGGAAAACAAGGAACUAAGGAAACGUGAGCAUCCCCUCAAAAGAUUUUGUCAGCAACCUGAACAAAAUCAUUAUCAACUUUCUUGCCAGAAAUAUUGGUACUAUUUCCACUGGUGUGAAGACUUGUAGUGACUGCUGGAUCUGGCUAUGAAAAUCCACCUUAGUUACCAACAUCUCUUCCUGCCUUUCAACCUUCUAAUACCUUAGUCUGCCCCGUUCAUCGAAGGGUUGUUUAAUUAGAAAAUAGAUUAAGAACCUCUUUCUCAUGAAGAUCACCCUGGAGUCUAUACAGUAUCUUUUUGGGUGGCAUCUGGCACAAUAUUUUUAGUUUCAGUUAUUUCCCAUCUAAAUCUUGGAGCUAAGAGGGAUCAAGAGUAUUUUGGGCUUGCUUUGUGCCGAAGUCCAUACUUGCUUGGAAAAACAAGAUUAUGUGACCUAAGAAACCUUUGUUUCGUUGUACUUUCUUGUGUCCUCUGUGUAUAUGUAAAAAUAAAGAAUUUACAGUAGGCUCUCUCCCCUUGUCUUGUGGGUGUGUGUUGGUGUGUGCAUUCUCGACUGAGUUCAGUCUCCACAUGAAGUUUUCUCUCUAAACUAGUGAGAGUUAUUCUUGACACAUUGGACUUCAGCAGUGUCUAAAAUGAAAGUGUUUUUUUUAAGUGUGUAAUGUUAUUAAAAGCUUUUACUGGCAGCGUC